This is a messenger RNA of Osmia lignaria (orchard mason bee), 5018 nucleotides long. The record is from RefSeq and is a predicted model, not a curated record. NCBI's taxonomy places the organism in Eukaryota, Metazoa, Arthropoda, Insecta, Hymenoptera, Megachilidae.
GUGGGGGUCAAAACACUCCGUGAAUCGUUUUACAGGGAAGGUGCGAUUAUCAAUGUAGUAGCAAAUAUGUUGUGCACGCGGAAACAUAAAGAGGAAUCAGUCGCGUGUCGUCGUCGUGUGAGCUGGCGUCACACGUCGGCCACGAGCAUUCCUUGUAUUAGUACAUUCGACACCACCGAACCACGAUAUUUUCAAUCGCAUGCCUAAUUAAUCCUCAUCGAAUAAUUUCGAUAUUUUUCCUUCGAAUAAUGAAUUAUGAUGCUUUUUUUUUUAUCAACCACGACACGUAUAAUGACGAAGCUGCAAUAUCAAUUUAUUAAUAUGCAAGAAAGAAACGAUAAACGAUGAGACAUCGAACUGAUACGAUAUUACCAAUAUGAUCAGUAUUAUACCAUUUGCUUGCAUGCACUUUUUAUUACUAUUUCUCUUUCUUUUUUUAUCGAUGAUCGUGUAUACCAGUUCAACGAGAAAUUACGGAAUAAACGAUGAGCUAUUGUUUCUGUUUUCAAUCGAAUAAUUUGACUCGCUUUCGAAUUGACUUGGCGAUAAGAUUAGGUCAUCGACUUAUUGCAACGGUGGCAUUCGUUUAUUAGGUUAGGAAGAAAGUGUAAGAUUGCCGUAGGUCGCUUUACGUAUUGCCUACUGGUUCCAGCGUUCUGCACCAUUUACAUCGCGCGUUACUUCCUGUUGAUUUAACACAGUACAGGAAAACGCUUUUUAACAACAAAGUAGAAAAUUCUUUCAUGUAUGUAUAUAUUGGUUUUCUUAGAUACGCAUCGUUGAAUGAAAUCGUCGAUCAAGAAAAAAAAAAAAAAAAAACGGUACGGGUUUGAUCGCGCAGUUGGAAUUUCUAUAGAAUACUUCUUUGCCGGUCGAAGAGUAAAGUGACGAAACGGAAAUUAAAAAUGCUGUGACAUCAAUUCGAGAGUUUAGAUCCUACUCUGUCACGUGAUCUGGAAAGUGUGCAAGGCGGGAGAUCCGAGAGAAACUCCGUGAACUAGUUAAUUCUUUUGCGUUAGGAUGUUCUAAAAGCGUGUUCUCGGAGAGAUAGUGGGUAUUUGAAAGAAAAAAGAAAGAACAGCGUGUUUGCUGAAAACACUGGCCUCUCGAUGGUAUUACUCGCAAGCGUACAGAGGCGAAGAAAAGCGAGGAGUAAAUAGAGUCGUAUUACCUAGAGGUCGCGCUCGGUUUCUCGAUACAAUAGUAAUUACGAGAUGCGUGGACGAUAUCAAAUACAUUGCAAAAACAUUGCAACUCCUUCGUCCCUCCGGUCGGGAAGGCCGGCAGUGGGGACUCCGUCGAAAAAUCGAUUUUCCGUAGGGCAUAAGGGCGCGGGGAGGAGGCGAGGGCAAGGGAGAAGUACGGAGACGAAAUUCGGGAAAAUCCGCAGAGUGAGAACGGGAGAAAGAGAAAGGAGGAGGGUGAUAGGGAAGAGGGAAAGAGAAAGAGAUUGGUUUCUAGCCCGUUCCGAUGUCGCUCGUGUGGAGUUUCUGCAUUUCGAAGAAUGGAAGCCAUGGAUUUGGACGGGGAUGCGGUGGUGGACUUGAGUGUUAGCAGUGGCAGGAGAAAUUCUCCAUCGAUCACUGUUAACUCUGGUGAUGUAGGAGGUCCACUGGAUUUAGGCAUACAUUUGUCAGCAAGUUCUAACGUGGAUAACAACAUGCCUGAAGCGCGUAACAUUCAAAAUGCAGCAAGAGGCAUAUUGGCCCCAAAAUCUGGGGACGAUAGAAAAACACGCCGUAAUCUUAGACCUAGGAUUGAAAUAAGUUACGCAGAGACUCCUGAUGAACGUAGAAUAAAUGGUUACGUGAAUGGAAAUGCAGACAGUGAUGAAGGUGAUAUGCCCCCACUGCCACCGAUAAAAGAGUUGUCAUCGGAUGAAUUAGCCGAACGCGAAAGGACACUUAGAAAAUUAAGGGAGGAACUUAGAUCUGAGGAAAUGAAAUUGGUGUUGUUAAAGAAGUUAAGGCAAUCUCAACAAUUGAAGGAGAAUAUUGCUGCUGUACCCAAAGUACCCAGUAAAUUACCUCCACCAGUUCCGGUACAACAAGCUGCUCAUAGUCUUAGGACAGCAAAAGCACCACCACCUUUACUUAGAGGACAACCUGCGCCAAGUAGGAGCAGUAGUUUACAUGCUCCUCCACCUGGAAUGUUACUACCACCUACAGUUGGUCGAAGCCCUACUUCUAGUACUGGAAUGCCACCUAACAUGGUCAUACCGCAACCACCUCAUCCUAGCAGGGGCAGACCACCAAGCGCGACACCAAAUGUAUCAAAUUAUCAUGCACCAGCAGACAGAACUGAGAGGUCCACUAAAGAUCCUACUCCCUCGCCGGCACAUCAAGUAAGUAAGCUGCUUGUUGGAUCUCAAGAAAAUAAAACCACCGCAUCCUUAAGCACACCUGUGAUUUCAGAACAGGAAAGACCAAGGGAUGAUAAUCAAACACCCGCGCAACGUCAAGCGGCUGCUAAAUUGGCUUUGAGAAAGCAACUGGAAAAAACGUUAUUACAAAUACCACCUCCGAAACCUCCGCCACCAGAGAUGCACUUUGUACCAAAUCCUUCUAAUACGGAGUUUAUAUAUUUGGUCGGCUUAGAGCACGUAGUUGAUUUUAUCACUAAAGAGCCUGCCAUUCCACCACCUCCGGAACCGUUCGAGUGCACUCAAUGUAAAACGGACUUUACACCUGUAUGGAAGUGGGAGAAGCCGGUGACUGGUGGCAAAAAAGAAGGUCCGAGAGGACAGCAUGCAACUUUCCAGAGACCUCCGGCAGGUCGUGAUCCUAGAGUCAUAUGUGAACACUGUGUAACGACGAACGUUAAGAAGGCUCUUAAAGCAGAGCAUACUAAUCGGUUAAAAACGGCGUUCGUGAAAGCAUUACAACAGGAACAAGAGAUAGAACAAAGGUUGGCACAAGCAGCUUGUCCAAGUCCAGAUCCACCAGCUCCAAAACCAGUUCCUAAAGCAGCUACUCCUACAAGAAGAGUAGCAACACCACCAGCCCCUCCACCGCAAGUACCACCAGCGCCGACGCUAGCACCAACUCCACCAGCCCCUAAACUACAAGAGCAUCCUUUGGUUAAAUUAGCAGAGAGUGGAAAGUUUGGUCCACAUCAUGCUGCUGCUGCAGCUGCUUUACAGCAACAGUUACUCAGAGAACUGGCAAAAAAUCCUGUACCAGGUCUACCACCUCAUCAACCUCUUCCCGCUCAUAUGAUGCCACCGUUUACCUCAAUAUUGUAUCCUUAUCAGCUAGCAAUGGCGCAGGCCGGCGGUAAGGGACUCGCUGAAUUACAACGACAAGCGGCAGAUUUGCAACGCCAAUAUUUGCUUGACAUGAUCCCGUCGCAAGCGUCUCAAGCGCAAGGCAAUCAAGCUCCGCCACGGGCCCACCCGCAUAAUUGGAAAACGUAACCAGACGCAUUUAGAGAUCGUACAGUAAAUGCAAAUAAAUGAAAUUGCAGAGCUGUGUUAGAGGAAUAUCGAGAAGCAAGGAUACUCGCAUUCAUUUUUCCACGACGUCGUACUAAAGGGGAAAAUAUUGUAAUGGAAUGUGACAGUCACGUCUUCAGGGCAGUUUAUAGGAUAAUGUACCAAUCGUACGAGAUUGGUAUCUUUUAUUAUAAAGUGAAGCUCAAAUCGGAAAACAAUGGACAGACUGUAUUUCCUGUAUCAUUGUGAGGAAGGAUUACUUGGAUCAUCAUUUGUGAAUACGCAUUGACGUGUGAGUGUGAAUUUAUUGUUACCCGAAGGUUUCACCGUCUCGGAGAACCUAAGCUUUCAGUUACGAUACAUGUUUACCAUCGUUUGUUUUGUGCUUCAAAACGAAAGAAACGGAAGAAAGAAAGAAUAUUUGCAACCAAUGAAAACCAGACGGGGGAAAAAAAAAGAAAAAGAUGAUCGAUGUAAUUGGUUUUUAACAACGGUAUCUGUUUUCUUCUUGCAUCGGUAUCGAACGAUACCCCAACGGAAAAUAGAUAAAUAAUGUCAAUCGAUUGGAGUAAAGUGCAUAAUGAUUUUUGGAUGCACCUGAACGAAUAUAAUUGCUUCAAUUAUAACGUUAUAUACGUACACGUAUAAAGAACCAAGUGGACAUUUAUAAGGCACUAAGGACAGUAAUGAGUGUUACGUGAUUUAUAAAUUGGUUGAUUAACGAUAUAGUAGUGAUAAACGAGGAGAGAAAAAAAGGCGUGCGCGCGCGCUUCAACGCAGCAGCGAAGCAAAUGAUAAAAUGGUGGGAUCUUUUUAGGCCCUUUUAUAUAGUUAAGCCGACCUUUGUCGCUGGUUUUGAAUGAUUUUUGCAACCAUCGGCGGUACCUGUACUCUGUGUAUAUCUCUUUAUUUUCUUCAAACUGUGAGUAUUUUUAAGACGAUUAUAACAAGGAAAGAGUUGUAGGCUACGAUAAGAAACAAAACGAAAAGAAAAAGAAAAAAAAAGAAAGAAAAACGAUGAUCUUUAUAAUGAAAGUGUGUGUCAGUGAUAGUCAGGCAAAUGAAUGUGGGAGUGAUAGUAAUGUUUUUUGUCGGUACAAGAUAGGAUACGUAUUCAGCGUGUUUUUUAAACUAGAGUGACACGAGUGUCAUUCGCGCACAAAUCGUAGAAAUUUCGUAAUAAGUCGUUGGUUCGUAUAAGAGGCGCAGAAUGUAUUUAAAACAAAGAUUUUUCCGGCGAUGAUGAUUUAAAUUAAACGAAAGGAAAUACAUAUAUUAAAUAUGUAUAUAUAAUAUAUAUACAGAUAUAUAUAUGUUAUAUAUAUAUGUAACACAAGAAAAAAGAAAAAAAAAAGAGAUAUGAAAGAACGAAAACCUGUCGAUUAGGGUGUAAAAUUUAAGCGCGAUUGAUUUACAUGUGUCACAUCGAUGUAAAAGUAUUUAAAGAAUUUAACAGGUCGUAUGUAUCCGAAGUUUCUUCUGAAAAAAAAAAAAGAAAAGAAAACGAUCAAGUUGGCAACACGCCGAAUUUUUACGAAAUCCUCUCUCAAAGAAAAGGAAAGCAAAAAAAAAUAACGUAUCUGCA